UUUUUUUUAUUUUAAUUGGCGUUGAAGCAAAAUUAAUUACAAAACCAGAGCAUUUGAUUUUUAAAAAAAACCCUUAAAAGCAAAGCAGCUGCCAUAACAUUGGCAGGAUGAAUGGGACGGAAGGUAUCAAUUUUUACGUGCCUAUGUCCAACAAGACAGGGGUGGUGCGAAGCCCCUUCGAGUACCCUCAGUACUACCUAGCCGAGCCCUGGAAAUACCGCGUCGUGUGUUGCUACAUCUUCUUCCUCAUCUCCACCGGUUUGCCCAUCAACCUCCUCACCCUCCUGGUCACCUUCAAACACAAGAAGCUCCGGCAGCCGCUCAACUACAUCUUGGUCAACUUGGCGGUGGCUGACCUCUUCAUGGCCUGUUUUGGCUUCACAGUCACCUUCUACACUGCCUGGAAUGGCUACUUCGUCUUCGGCCCUGUCGGCUGUGCCGUGGAGGGCUUCUUUGCCACGCUAGGAGGCCAAGUCGCCCUGUGGUCCCUGGUCGUCUUGGCCAUAGAGCGCUACAUCGUCGUCUGCAAACCCAUGGGAAAUUUCCGCUUCUCUGCAACCCAUGCCAUGAUGGGCAUCGCUUUUACCUGGAUAAUGGCCUUUUCCUGUGCCGCUCCACCCCUCUUUGGCUGGUCCAGAUACAUGCCGGAGGGGAUGCAGUGUUCCUGCGGCCCCGACUACUACACCCACAACCCUGACUACCACAACGAGUCCUACGUACUCUACAUGUUUGUCAUCCACUUCAUCAUCCCGGUCGUGGUCAUUUUCUUCUCCUAUGGGCGACUCAUUUGCAAAGUCCGAGAGGCAGCUGCCCAGCAGCAGGAGUCGGCCACGACCCAGAAGGCCGAGAAGGAGGUGACGCGGAUGGUGAUCCUCAUGGUGCUGGGGUUCAUGCUGGCCUGGACGCCCUACGCCGUGGUGGCAUUCUGGAUCUUCACCAACAAGGGAGCGGAUUUCACCGCCACGCUCAUGUCAGUGCCUGCCUUCUUCUCCAAGAGCUCCUCCCUGUACAACCCCAUCAUCUACGUCCUCAUGAACAAACAGUUCCGUAAUUGCAUGAUCACCACAAUCUGCUGUGGCAAGAACCCCUUUGGAGAUGAAGACGCCUCCUCUGCCGUAUCCCAGAGCAAGACCGAGGUCUCAUCCGUCUCCUCCAGCCAAGUGUCACCUGCAUAGACCAUGGACAGUUUGAACUGGCAUGACCUGCCGAGCUCGGGGACCAAGACAGACACCCACACACCCACAGUCUCAUUUCACGCAGUCACUCCCUUGUGCACCGACACCUCCCCCUGC
Haliaeetus leucocephalus (bald eagle) is the source of this 1292-nucleotide messenger RNA. RefSeq names its product green-sensitive opsin. The record is from RefSeq and is a predicted model, not a curated record. NCBI's taxonomy places the organism in Eukaryota, Metazoa, Chordata, Aves, Accipitriformes, Accipitridae. Gene Ontology annotation, cellular component: membrane; photoreceptor outer segment. The coding region runs from base 108 to 1175 and encodes 355 amino acids. Gene Ontology annotation, molecular function: G protein-coupled receptor activity. The transcript is spliced from 5 exons. Gene Ontology annotation, biological process: G protein-coupled receptor signaling pathway; phototransduction; visual perception.